Molecule: messenger RNA, 1799 nt
Organism: Prorocentrum cordatum
Lineage: Eukaryota; Dinophyceae; Prorocentrales; Prorocentraceae
Source: the annotation of a GenBank genome assembly
AGCCGUUUGGGCACAGGUGCCGUGGAGCCUUGGUCGGGUUGAGGUCCAAGGUUCCAGGCAGGAGCGAUGGCCGUGGACGAGGAAGAUUGGCAAUGUCUGAUCUGCCGGGACACCCAGUUCGCUAGGAACGAAAAGUGUCGCAAGUGUGGCGCCGCCAAGCCGAGCAACAAUGCCUCGAUCACAGCUUUGCAAAAUGCGCUCUUGACGUCCAGCAGGGGUGGAGGGGGCGCCAGUUCCCUCGCUCUGGGAAACAGCUCGCAGCCGACCAAUUCUGAUUGGUGUUGCCCCAAGUGCCGAGACAUGAAUUUCGGAAGCCGCAGCAGUUGCAGAUCAUGCGGCACGUCGAGGCCCGUUGACCCGAUGCAGGCGCUCCACAGGGCAGUUAACGCACAGAACACCCAGAACCAAGCGCAGCUGAAGGGUGUAGGCUCAGGUGUGCCCGGCAUGGGGCACGCGUCUGGUGCCGUUGGUUUUCUCCCUGCUGGUGCAAACCCAGUUUCAUCUUGGCAGACGAUGUGGAGUGGUGAGACUCCAAACGGCAUGCUCGUUGGAGAGCAGUUGCCGGACUGGAUGAAGGCUAAACCAGAUGACAGCAAGGACGAAACAUCAGGGAGUGAGUCCGAUUCUUCAGGUUCAUCUUCAUCGACAAGUUCUGGAUCUGGCGGCGGCUCGGACGUUGAGACCGACGCGGACCAGGGCAGCAAGGCCGAAGGCAAAGAGAAGAGGGGCGAGGGUGGCAAGGACAAGAAAAAGAAGGAACCAAGGACGAAUGCCCAGAAGCGCGAGGAUAGAAAGAGAAAGGCUGAAGCUGAAAGAGAGAGACGGAAGUUGCAGGCAGAAAGAAGGAAAAAACGCGUGAUUUCUUUGGGCUGAGAUCAUCCAGUGUUGCGUCCAGGAGGCAUCCGACCUAUUUUGGAGUAUGUUCGGUUUGAGCCAGCCACCAUAUUUGCUCCAUGGGACUUCGAUAGCUUUCAUCGUCCGCAUGCAAGACCUUGCGAUCCGUAGGAAAAAUGUGUGUUUAUCAUCGUUGCCGCACUCACCUCAGUUAUGUUCCCCGUCGGACACGCAGAAUUGCCUGGCCUCAUAAAUAUGCCCAAUCAGAGUAGGCAUCUUCGGAGGUACCCCAAAACGGCGCAGCGCCGCCAACAGAGCGUCGACGUUUAUAUAAUAACAUUUUUUUUGUCCAGUCCAGGGCGACAAAUGUAGUCUCACCAUCUUUCCUAGCGUGUGCGAGUUCGAUAUGACCACGCACUGCGUGAAUGGCAUCUGUUGUACUUCGCCCACGGCGGAAGCCGCAUUGAGUUUGCGUCAGCCGGUAUUCUGCCCCAGCCUGUUGUAGACGAUGCAGGUGAAGGUUGGCUAGGAGUUUGCAUGCACACAAAGCAAGUUAAUUGACCGAUAAUUUUUCACAGAUAUGGAUCGGGCCCUUGUUCUUGUAGAUCGUUCUCACCGCCCAUGUUGUAUUGCACCGAUCUGUAACCAAUUCCAAUCCACCAGGUGUCUGAGAGAUUGCCUUCCAAUACUCUGCGGGGAUGUCGUCUGGUCCUGCGGCCUUCCCCCAUUUGAGUUUUCGUACUGCUGCUCCCACUUCCUGCUGCGUGAAAGCCGACUCGUCGACGGGACGGGGUGGUUCCAAAGCUUCGUUAUCAGCCAAAUGUGCCGGCCGUACGUGCCAUUGAACUUGCUCUAAGUAGGUUGCCAUGGUAUCAGCUCGCUCACGGCUUGCAACCAAUUGCCCCUGCAGGUUUGGGAGCCUGCCUUGCUUAUGUUGCCAUGGUCUGCAGAAUCUCCGGACAUCG